AUGUCAGCCACGGCGACAUACACGAUGGCAGAGCUGAGGGCUGAGACUCAACACGGUAGCCUCUGGUCCAACUAUGGAAAUCCCGUUCAGAUGACGGGCAGAUUCAAUCCUCAAGAUCCAUCCGUACCGCCACCAGCACCAUCGCAUCUCGUGCGUCCUAGAAGUCGCCAGCACACCAUGGACUACCCGCAAUAUCACCACCCCCGGCCCGGCCAGGAAGAGGGCGACGGAUACGACCGGUACCCGCACCCAUCUCUGAUGAACAUCCCCAGCAUCAACAGCCUCAAAAGGCCAUACUCCCAGGUUGACCAGGCGCCCUAUACCGAGAUGGUCCAGGACCUGCGGGAGGACUACAAGCCCUCCAACCACGACCAGAAACUUUUGUCGUUCAAGAAAGUGGGGGACAAGCACACCAUCGUCGACGCCAAGGGACGGAUGCACGAAAUGGAGAUUGACGCCCAGCUUCACGGCAUGUUCUUCCUGUCCGAGUUUCCCUCGGCUGCGGGUGACGGCAACGUGUUGAACGCCGAGUUGACGUGCUAUCGGCGCAACUUGUUCCAGAUCAGCGGCAGCCUUUGCUUCCCACAGGUCCCAUUGUCGGUGCUUUUGGAGUCUGGCGAGACCAGCCAGAUCAAGAAUAUGGAAGUCAGCAUUUCCGCCAUCGAGUCUGUCGAUGGACACCCAGUCCGGUUGAUCGUGAUCCCAUGGAAGACACCGCCACCAAACUCGCCUGAGGUAAACCAGGCCCCAGACCAGGAGCCGCCCAAUCUUCCCUUGAUUCCAUGGGCGGAGGACGAGGAUGACACAAGUGGCGAACACUACGCUAUCUACCCGAUCGGAUGGCGCCGUCUCCAGUUCAGAAUAGCCACGGCGAACAACGGCCGACGGAAGGAGCUGCAACAGCAUUUCGUGUUGCACCUCAAGCUUCACGGAACUUUGGCAAACGGGCAAAAGCUCGUCCUCUCGGAGCUGACAACGGCACCCAUUGUGGUGAGAGGCAGAAGUCCGCGCAACUUCCAGGCCAGAAAGGAGAUUCCUUUGUUGGGAUCUAGUGCCGGCUCGCGGGGCCAGACUCUUGUUGAGACUGGCCAGGGAAUCGUCGCCCAGGCGGUUGUUCUCAACAAGCCGCCACACGAUGCCAGACCUCGCAUCUCGAGCUUGGACGGACACGUCCCCAGGGGAGCCUUUACCUUCACUGCUCCGAAGCAAAUGCCGCAGAGCCCGAUGCAGAUGCGGUCAAACUCUUAUCCCACCACAUGGAAUCCUUCGAGCCAGGUGUCGAUGCCACACAACCCAGGUUCAGCGACAUACCCUACCGCGACAAUGCCAUCCGAGCCCUACCCGAAGCUGCCGCUUUCUGGCGCGCCUAGCUACACAGCUGAGCCUCAGGAGAUACCCAUCCAGCAGACAUCGAUGCCAUCCGUUCAGCUCUCCCUUGUCUCGCAAGAUCAACAGCCACCACCGAUCCGAACUCAGUUCGCUACCUACGUGCAAGCAACCUCCGCGCCACCACACUUGUCCCUGUCGACGACCGCCGAUAACUCGCUCAACGUGCCCCGAUAUGUCGACAGCAACCCCCGGCCAUCAAAGUCGCCGCGUCAUGCGAGCCACCAGUCGGUAGCCUCUUCCAUUUCAAACGACACAGCCCCAGGAGAGUACCGUUACGGCCCCCCUCAAUCAGCCUACGCGGCGAACGACAUGAGCCCACAGUCACAGCACCCAUCAAGUGCUCAGGGUGGACCUUCUCAAUACGGAGCGCCAUCGCAAGAGAACAACACUUCAGCGCCUUCGUCGGCCACAGCUCCCAACGCACCGCCGCCCAGAGACUAUUUCCCCUCUUCGCAGAGCUGGACCACCACGGCGGGCGAACCUUCAGCAUCAAGCGUCUCAUACAACAAUGGUAGUUCCGACAGGCCCUACGCGUUUCCGAGCGUGAAGCCCGAGUCGCAUCAGCACGGCCACCAGCAACAGCAACACCCUCACCCCCCUCCACCCCCAGGCUCUCAUUCCUCCGGGGCCCCCGGAGGCGUUUACGGCGGGGUUGGGCAUUAUGCCUGGAAUGCCACUUGA
Podospora anserina S mat+ is the source of this 2070-nucleotide messenger RNA. RefSeq lists its product as uncharacterized. The transcript has 3 exons. Gene Ontology annotation, molecular function: DNA-binding transcription factor activity; DNA binding. The record is from RefSeq and is a predicted model, not a curated record. NCBI's taxonomy places the organism in Eukaryota, Fungi, Ascomycota, Sordariomycetes, Sordariales, Podosporaceae. The coding region runs from base 1 to 2070 and encodes 689 amino acids. Gene Ontology annotation, biological process: positive regulation of transcription by RNA polymerase II; meiotic cell cycle. Gene Ontology annotation, cellular component: nuclear chromosome.